This is a messenger RNA of Protomyces lactucae-debilis, 1200 nucleotides long. RefSeq names its product Endonuclease/exonuclease/phosphatase. Lineage: Eukaryota; Fungi; Ascomycota; Taphrinomycetes; Taphrinales; Protomycetaceae. Gene Ontology annotation, cellular component: nucleus. The transcript has a single exon. Gene Ontology annotation, molecular function: DNA binding; phosphoric diester hydrolase activity; double-stranded DNA 3'-5' DNA exonuclease activity. Gene Ontology annotation, biological process: base-excision repair. The record is from RefSeq and is a predicted model, not a curated record. The coding region runs from base 90 to 1127 and encodes 345 amino acids.
GAAUUUGCGUUGAGGUUGAAUCGACAACUGCAACGCACACAGGCGAAGUGUGGCGAGCACGUACUACAAGUCUACAACCGACCAAGAGCAUGGUCAAAGUUCUGACCUGGAAUGUAGCUGCACUGAGACCUCUUCCUCCAAAGCUUCCUGGCGGGAGUCUUGCCAGCUUCUUUAAAGCUCAAAAGGCCGACAUUGUUUGCCUACAAGAGACCAAGAUUGCAGAUUACUCAAAGCUUACCAAGGAGCUUGCUGUUGUAGAUGGCUAUGAGAGCUUCUUCAGCUUCAGCGGAAAGGGAUAUGCUGGGAUUGCUACUUUUGCUCGACGCGGAUCUGUAAAGUGGUGGACCGACAACCCAUUCAAUGUCGAGAUUGGCAGUGUCAAACAGAAGGCUUCAAAAACACAGGUGCUUGAGGAUCCUGAUACAGCAGUAGACACGUCCAUCGGUCGCUGUGUUUUGACUGAUCACGAAAGCUUCCUGUUGCUCAACAUCUAUGCUCCAAAUGCCGGGCGUGGACCUGAAUAUCUUGCGCGCAAGUUCACCUUCUACAGCAAACUAGAGCAGUGCGUUGCAAAGUGGCAAGCAGCAGGACGUUGCGUUAUUGUGACGGGAGAUAUCAACACCGCUCAUUCUGAGCUUGACAUUUACAAUCCAGAGCGGUUUGCCGAGACGACAGGGUUCAUGCCUGAAGAACGUCAGUGGAUCACAGAUUUUUUGAAGAAGCAGAACAUGAGUGAUGCCUUUCGGCGUCUACAUCCUGACAAGCGGAAGUACUCAUUCUGGGAUCAAAAGCGCGACAUGAGGCCAGGAAAUUAUGGCUGGCGGAUCGAUGCCUUCUACUGCUCAGAUAAGCUCUUUGACACCGCUGAGAAGGACGUUGUCGAGAGCGAUAUCCUCAAUGAUGUCAGGGGAUCUGAUCACUGCCCAAUAACACUCUCGUUGCCGCAUAUACAGCUCUCGAGCGAGCUCAAAUGCAAAGACGCCAGCAGCAAUAGACCGGAGGUGAAUCAAAGACGCAUCGAUGGCUUCUUCUCGAAAAGCGUCAAAGGUCAGGGUGCGAAAACUGCUGCGAAGCGCGAGGCAACGACAGACGACGAGAAUGAGGAUAAGAAACGACUCAAAUCAUAGCUACACUGUUUUUUUAGCAGUCAAGUGUAAUGAGGCCUUUGCAUCGUCUUGCAACAGCUGAGAACGUCGAACA